Molecule: messenger RNA, 1612 nt
Organism: Puccinia graminis f. sp. tritici CRL 75-36-700-3
Lineage: Eukaryota; Fungi; Basidiomycota; Pucciniomycetes; Pucciniales; Pucciniaceae
Exons: 3
Coding region: 1-1479 (492 amino acids)
Source: RefSeq, a predicted model, not a curated record
AUGGCGAAAGUUGGCGAUUUGGUUACUAACUUCGCGGUAUGGGAUGUGACUUUGUUGACCCCACCCGACCCGGUCAAAACAGUUGCUGUUGCCAGUUGGGGCAAGGCUCGGGGACGAUUUCCUUUUGGGGCCCAAGCCCGGCCCAUCUUCGGCCCGAGAUGGUUCGAGCGCAAGACGGGUCGGAGCCUGCAUGGGUGGAAGAACCUUCUUCAAAUGGCCAGCUCCACCACCCAGCAAGAUUCAAUUUCAGACGCACUCCAGCCCACAGAAGAAUGUCUUCAACAAGGAGAUCUGGUCGUCCAAGGCUUCCAAGCUCUGAUGAACAGAUGUCCACCUGUCGAUCGGCAAUCAUGGGUGCUCAUGUGGUCUGUCGAACAUGAACGCUCGGCCGAGGAAACUAGACUGUUCAAGAAAGAUCUCAUCCUCCAACUCCACUCCAGAAUAGUACCUCAACUCCAUCAUCAACUGGAACACCUUUCAGAAUCACUCGAGCCAGAUCAAUUGCGUCGCCAACCCGUCUCCCAGCUCAAGCUCAUCUUGGAAAUCCAAUCGCAACUGUGCAAGAGUUUAGACGAAAUUCACUCUGUUUUUCAUAUAACUUGUCCAGAAAGUUCACAAUCUCCUCCGAUUACUCGAUCCGGCAAUGACCAACAUGAUAACGAACUCAAAUGUUAUCGACUCUAUCGUCUCCACUUCUUUCUCCAACCUUCAUUAUUAUCAGAACUCAAUAACGCCUUUGACUUGUGCUCUGAACUUAUCCUGGAGCUGAAACUUUCGACACAAAAGCCCAAGUAUAAGAUGGGUAUAGAUCAUACCAGAGCACGGGCGUUUGAGGAUACUGAGAACUCAACGGUAUCCCUCGAGUUAGCUAUGGAAUGGCUCCAAAGAUCCGACUUCCAACUUGUUCUAGAUCGUUGGCCGGGUGAGGAACGAAUGGUUGAAGAUAUCUUAAAAUCCCUAACAAGUCUGAUCCACCAAGAACCUUACGUCCAAGUGGAUGGCGAACUUUACAAGCCCCAAGAACUCACUCAACAGGUCCUCAAACUCGUCAAACCGUUGGUCCCGAUCGCCAAACUUUCUCGUCUGUUUUUGAUCCGCCUUUCGAGAGAGAUGCGGCGGAAUGGGCGGCCCAUUUAUUCGGAAUUGAGUUCCAGUCAGCUGAUGAUCUUCGACGAAUUGGACCAAAAUAUCUCCGCCACUCUCCAUCAAUUCUUGCGUAUGGUGGAAGACGGUGAUGGGUCGCGAACUGGUCUGACUAAACAGGUCUUCAUCCAGACCGCUCAACAACUCCAAUCUCAUCUCGAAUCUUCUUGCCUUCUUCUCUUUGUUUAUUUUAUUCCUUGUUCACCUCCUGAUGAUCCUCAUCUUGUUCCAAUUAAUCAUCAUCAUCAUCAUUUCCACUCUUGGUUGAUUAAUUUCAAUAAAUCAUUUGAUGUGGCCAUCAAUAAUCUGUUGGAUGCUGUCGGUCUGUCAAACUAAUGUCUAGUGGCCCUUUUUACUACUUAUAAUUAUUCAUUUUCGCUGCAGAAAAUCAAACAAAUAAACUUACAGUCUAGAAGAAAAAAUCCUAAUGAUUGCAAUCAAUCAACAAUUUCACUCUUUCUUUCAACAA